CCUCACUUGCCGCCUGAGGAAGAAGAGGAGCAACCCUGAGGAUUUACUCAACUUCACCCCGACAUUAUUCGCACUCUCUCCCGCUUGUGUUACCGAUAUCUCGGCCGGUUGAAUCUCUCCGCGUCAUGAAGGAGAGAAGACUCGCGCAGCCGUGUGUCGCGCGCUGUAAGAUCGUGCUGGUCGGGGACGUCCAAUGCGGUAAAACAGCGAUGUUACAGGUUUUGGCCAAGGACUGCUACCCAGAGACUUACGUCCCCACAGUGUUUGAGAACUACACCGCCUGCAUGGAGCUUGAAGACCAGCGUGUGGAGCUCAGCCUCUGGGACACAUCAGGUUCUCCGUACUACGACAACGUCCGCCCCCUCUGCUACAGCGACUCGGAUGCGGUGCUCUUGUGCUUCGACAUCAGCCGACCGGACACCGUGGACAGCGUGCUGAAGAAGUGGAAAGUAGAGAUCCAGGACUUCUGUCCCGGCACACGGAUCCUACUCAUAGGCUGCAAGACGGACCUGCGCACGGACGUAUGCACUCGCAUGGAGCUGUCCAAUCAGAAGCAGGCUCCCGUCUCCCACGAGCAGGGUUUGUCCUUGGCCAAGCAGCUCGGAGCACAGGCCUACCUGGAGUGCUCGGCCUUCACGUCAGAGAAGAGCAUCCACAGCGUUUUCCGUACUGCGGCGAUGGCCUGCAUGAACAAACUCCAGCCGGCCAAUAAACCCAGCCCCGUCCGCCGCCUCUCAAAGAGACUCCUGCACCUGCCCAGCAAGACGGCGCUGCUCUCCUCCACCUUCAGCAAGGACAAGUCCAAGAGCUGCUCCGUCAUGUGAAUACCGCUGAGAUCGUGCUGCUGGGGGAGGGGGACAAGGGCGGGCAGCAAGGGGUCCAAGGAUAUGCAAGGGAAAGAAAGCAACCAUUUCUAGAGAGCAUCUCUCUCCUUUGCAGCAUCCUCCCCAAAGUCCCCGAACACCACUUCAAAAAAAAAGAAA
Molecule: messenger RNA, 983 nt
Organism: Pseudoliparis swirei
Lineage: Eukaryota; Metazoa; Chordata; Actinopteri; Perciformes; Liparidae
Product: rho-related GTP-binding protein Rho6-like
Exons: 5
Coding region: 126-824 (232 amino acids)
Biological process (GO): small GTPase-mediated signal transduction
Molecular function (GO): GTP binding; GTPase activity
Source: RefSeq, a predicted model, not a curated record